GAAAUUUUUCUUUAUUAAAAGAUGCUUCAAAUUAAAUGGAACAACAUAUUAUUAUACAAAUAUAUUCAUCAUACGAUAAAUUUAGACAGAAAACUUUAUAAUAUAAAGAUCUCCUGCAGCUUGUGUCCUGUUGGAAGACCCAAAAAGGCUACACUCUCUCCUUGCACUGUGAUACUCAUUCUCUGAAUAAAAUAAAAUUCUCCGAAAUCAAGUUACCAAUGGCCACUUUAAAUAAUGUAAAUCAAAGUAUGGAAAUAGAGAAACAUUUCAUUUUACAACCUAGCUUGACACUUUAUCAUGCAAUCUUAUUACAAUACUGCUAAUGAUAAUGAAGUAAAUUAUUGUAUACAUAUUCGCAGCAGUGGAAAAUUAUUAUACGCACAGACUGGCACAGGAAGCAAUUACAGACAUACGCAGUAGAUGAUGGAUUCAAACAGGUCCUGCCCUUUGAUCCUACUCAUAAUCUUUGCUCACAGUGUUAUUGCGGACCAGGACAGUUAUCGUGGUGACGAUGCUAGCGUACCAGUGCUUCCAAUGAACGUAAUGGACACAAAUAUGGAAGCUGCUUCAGUCCAAAACAGUAGUAUUGCCAAGAUGGGAGUUGAUCCGGAAACCGAAAAAUGGGUGCAAACUCUACGUGACCACUUUCUGAGCUGGGGUUAUAAUCUGGAUCAGAUCCCCGAACCGUUUGGCACAAAGAAAACCGAGGGCAGCAUAAAUCUAAGUCCGGAAUAUCAAAAAGUUUUGAAACAACUCGAAUCUAGCAUUCCGGAGAAUGUGAGACAAUCGCUUGACGCAAUUUUGAAGGAUGGUGGAAUUGAUUCGAGUCGUAAUGAUGGUAACAUGACCAAGCUGACCGAAAUUGAGGAAACCAUGGACCAGAUUGUUCGUGAGAAUAAAGACUUCAAAAUGAACGCCUUGCUAGCUCCACACAUACUUCCGAGUGAACCAUCAAUUGUAAACCAUCGCAAUCACACAAGUUUUUGCGAUGAGAAAAAUGGACCAUGCGAAACUGACGAUGAUGAUGACGAUGAUGGUUCUAACCAAGAGAUUCAGGCCCAACUUGCUGAUCAGGAGCGGAUUAAGGCCGACGAAGAAUCGUUAUUGGAGCUUUUGGCCGAGGUCAAGUUUUACCUGGUGAAAGAAAAGCCGCUGACAAAAGUUGAGGAAGAUGAAGCCAAUUUGGACGUGGACAAAAUUGCUUUCUUUGCCCAUGACAUUGCGUCCAUCGCAGGAGGACGUGCUGCCUCGACGGCUUAUAAUGACACAAACAGCAGCUCUGUGUUAUCAAGUGAGAAUGCGUCCCAAGAACAACUUGUAGCCAAUGAGAGGUUCAUAGCUGAAAGAAUGAAUGAAGAUCCAUCCCUGGAUGUUUCGGUUCUAGGAAAUUCUGCAAAAGAGACAGGCCAUCAAAUGGGAAAAAUUGCAGCAGAAUUAGCACAAAGUGGACAAAGUGAUGAGGACCAGGCAGUAAAACUUCCGUCCACCGGAGAAACGUCGGAAGCAACGACGAGCGCAGCUUAUACAGGGUCGCACAAUAAUGCAUCCGAAAAUAUUAGUUCUGCAUCGAAUGAGGAUUUAUUUAGAGUGGAAAAGAUUGACUUAUCAUUGAUAAAUUUACUGAACCAAGGAAAUCAGGCAAACAUGUAUAAUAAUCAAGGCAAGAAUGAUCAAAAGAUACACAAACAGAGAUUUCUUAAGCUCAUUGAACCUUUGAGGAUUACCGGGGACAGGGAAGAGGACAGAAUAAGGGUAGCAAAAAUUGCGAAAAUUAUGGAGGAUAUUGAGAAAGAGCAAAUACAUAUGCAAAUAUUGGAACAACGACUAAACGAGGAAAACUCUUACAAUGAGAAACAGAGAUUGAACGAUGAAAUUGGGAAACCACACCAUCAACUGCAGCAGCAGCAGCCGCAGCAGCGCAUUGUUCAGUACCAGACGCAGCUACCCCUUCGUGUCAUGAUCCCAAAUGAUAAGUUGGAGGAAUUGAGAAAAGAUGAAGCUCCGCAGGGUCCACAUCUGCCAAAUUCUCCGUCCAAGAAAGAAGACACACUUGCCCUCAGCAGUCCAGCAGACGCAACGAAUAAUAUCAUCCCUGAGGUCAAUUUCAAUGGUGGGUUCCCAGACAGCAUUGAUGAACUAAAACAAAAAUACCCACAAGGGAGGUGGCCAGAGGAAGUGAAAUCCGAUCUUCUUGCCUCAAAUAAUAUGGCGCAACGAAUUGAAAACAUCAUCAUUGCUCAGCCCACGAGUCGUUCUGCUAAACGGAAAAAUGACGAGGGCGCGUCUCAAAUCCUACCAAACGUUUAUGGAAUGAAUGAAAAGUCGUCCUUCAAAGAUGAGGCAGCAAAACCCCGACGUCGUUUGCCGAUUAACAUAAUAUUUCAUGAUUAUGAUGACAAUAGUGACAAAUUGGAAGGUAUAGAAAAUGGGGGUCGUGGUUAUGGACAUUCGAAUGUCCAUAACAUGAAUCAACCAACGCCAUAUCAUUUGUAUCAAGGACAAGCAGUUGGACAGAGAGAGUUCAGGAGGAAAAUGGGUGGUGGGAUUAGAACCCAUGGAGGGAUUUCAAAACGUGAAGAACGAGUAAACCAUCCAAGAAAUGAGUUGAGUCCAGAAUAUUUGGAAAAUUUAAUUGCUAACGAACACAGGAAUAGUAAGAAGAAAGGUCAGAAUAGAAAUCAUCAAAUUCAAGCUCACGGUCGAUACAUUAAUAGAAUGCACCAUAUACGGUCAAACCAAAUUAAUCGACUUAAUUAA
This is a messenger RNA of Folsomia candida, 2757 nucleotides long. RefSeq lists its product as uncharacterized. Bases 421 to 2757 code for a protein of 778 amino acids. Lineage: Eukaryota; Metazoa; Arthropoda; Collembola; Entomobryomorpha; Isotomidae. The record is from RefSeq and is a predicted model, not a curated record. The transcript is spliced from 5 exons.